Anopheles merus is the source of this 3705-nucleotide messenger RNA. Its product is annotated as glutamate receptor ionotropic, kainate 2-like. Gene Ontology annotation, biological process: monoatomic ion transport; synaptic transmission, glutamatergic; modulation of chemical synaptic transmission. Gene Ontology annotation, molecular function: transmitter-gated monoatomic ion channel activity involved in regulation of postsynaptic membrane potential; glutamate-gated receptor activity. Gene Ontology annotation, cellular component: plasma membrane; postsynaptic membrane. NCBI's taxonomy places the organism in Eukaryota, Metazoa, Arthropoda, Insecta, Diptera, Culicidae. The transcript has 7 exons. The record is from RefSeq and is a predicted model, not a curated record. Bases 616 to 3435 code for a protein of 939 amino acids.
GCUGCCAGCUCUCAGUCGAAAACGAUUCCGUUAACGUGACGCGGCGUAGCAUAAAAGGUGCGCGAGAGUUGCGUGAAACGUGCGCGCUAUUUUUGUUGUCGCGCUAUUUUUGUUGUCGCGCUAUUUUUGUUGUCGCGCUGCUAUAUCUUUUCCAUUCCUGUCCGUGCGUGAGGAAUAGGUUUUUUCACUAUUGAGGCAGAUGGCAAACGGCAUGGGCAAUCUUGGCAUGCGGCCACUUCAGUUGCACGACAAACACCCGUCCCUAAUGCAGGUGAUCUUGCACAUGACGGCCGCGCGUGUUGCGUAGCAUUCCGUACCUGCCCGUGUGCUCGUAACCGCUUGCCAGACCGGUGCGACCGUAUGUGCGUUUGUAUGUGUUUCUUGGGACCUUGUUUUGAUCAUACAGUGCGUGCGUUUGUUCAUGCGUGCUAGUGCUAUUUCGUGACAACUGACAGUGCGACCACUACCUGAUUGUAGCACAGUCCGAAACAGAGAAAGAUCGAUCCCAGAAUCAGUUUUGUGAAGAAAAAACUCAUCUAUUUUUUGUUGUAAAUUAUUGUGUUUGUAUGUUCGUGUGUGUGUGAGGGUAUUACCGUUGCGUACCGUUGCAUCAAGAUGCAGUGUUUCGGUCGUGUAAUGGGAUUCAACUUUCUAUCCGUGAUUCUCCUGCUCGUACACGUCCUGUGUGGUUAUGUUGACGGCAAACGUGAAAUUCCCGUCGGUGCUAUAUUUCAUCAGGUCCCAGAUCAUAGCUACGAGUCCGAAAUAGCGUUCCGGUAUGCGAUCGAGCGGGUCAAUAUGCACGAGAAGCACUUCGAGCUCGUGCCGAUCGUGCGUUACGUUUCUCCCGACGACAGCUACAAGACGGAGCGCAAGAUGUGCGAAUUGGCGGCGGAAGGUGUGACAGCCGUCUUUGGUCCUUCCUCCAUAUUGACGUCCGGCAUCGUCGGAUCCAUCUGCAAAACGCUUGAGAUCCCUCACAUUAUUACGCAUUGGGAUCCAGAACCGUUUGGCGGUCUCGAUCCGGAUCUGCAGGCCAUGACGAUCAACCUGUACCCAGAGGCAGACGUGCUGUCGCGAGCCCUUGCUGACCUGAUCGUCGACUACAGCUGGAAGAGCUUUACCAUCAUAUAUGACUCGGAUGAGGGGCUGAUGCGACUGAAGGACAUACUGCAGAUACAUGGGCCGUCCGAUUCACCGAUCACGGUCCGACAGAUUGACGACAAUCCUGACUAUAGGCCACUGCUCAAGGACAUCCAGACGUCGGGUGAGUCGCACAUCAUACUGGAAAUACGCCCGGAUCGGAUACUGGAACUAUUACGCCAAGCAAAGGAGGUGAAGAUGCUCGAAGAGUAUCAGAGCUAUAUCAUCACCUCCCUCGAUGCGCACACGAUCGAUUUCGAGGAGCUGCGGUACUCACGCUCCAACAUCACCGCACUCCGACUGAUGGACACCAAGAGCUUCGACAUCAAGAAUGCUGUGCACGAUUGGGAGCAGGGUGAGGCGCGUAUGAAGCGCCAGUUUCGUGUUUCACCCGAGCACGUGCACACCGAGUCGGCCCUUUAUAACGAUGCGGUAAAGAUUUACGCGACCGCAAUUCGGGAGCUGGACGCUACGGAGGAGAUCACACCAUCGAGAUUGUCGUGUGGUAGCAAGAACUUGCGUCAGUGGCCGUUCGGACUGCGCAUCAUCAACUACAUGAAGGUGAAAACCGAGCACGGAAUUACCGGACCAAUCAUCUUUGAUGAUUAUGGGCGGCGGGCUCACUUCCAUCUGGACAUAAUUGAACUAAGCAAGGAUGAGGGUUUCAAGAAGAUUGCGACCUGGGAUCCCACGCACGGCGUCAACUAUACGCGUAGCCAGGGCGAGGUCUACUCGCAGAUCGUGGAAUCACUGCAAAACAAAACGUUCAUCGUCGCGUCUCGUAUAGGUGCGCCAUUUCUAAUGUUCAAAGAGAAAAAGGAUGGCGAAUUUCUCGAGGGCAACAAUCGGUUUGAGGGAUACUCGCUAGAAUUGAUUGAUGGAAUUUCGAAAAUUCUUGGGUUCCAGUACCGGAUGGAGCUGGUACCGGACGGGAAGUACGGGUCGUACAACAAGGUUACGAAAAAGUGGGACGGCCUCGUGAAGCAUCUGCUGGAUCGUAAAGCGGAUCUGGCCGUUUGCGACCUCACAAUAACGUACGAGCGAAGGACAGCUGUAGACUUUACUAUGCCUUUCAUGACACUAGGCAUCAGCAUUCUUUACGCUAAACCGGUGCAACAGCCGAAAGAUCUGUUCUCAUUUCUCUCACCCCUUUCGCUGGACGUUUGGAUUUACACGGCGACUGCGUACCUCGGCGUUUCGGUGCUGCUCUUUGUGCUGUCGCGCAUGGCACCAGCCGAUUGGGAGAAUCCGCACCCCUGUAAGCAGGACAACGACGAGGUGGAAAACAUCUGGGACAUGUUAAACGCGCUCUGGCUGACGAUGGGCUCGAUUAUGGGACAGGGAUGUGACAUACUUCCAAAAGCAAUCUCCACACGCCUGGUAGCCGGUAUGUGGUGGUUUUUCGCCCUGAUCAUGCUGUCGUCGUAUACGGCAAAUCUGGCUGCUUUCCUCACAAUGGAGCGUAUGGAUGCAACGAUCGAGUCGGCCGAGGAUUUGGCCAAGCAAAGCAAAAUUAAGUACGGCGUGCUUAUGGGCGGCAGCACUAUGGCAUUCUUCCAGACGUCGAACUUCUCCACCUACCAGCGAAUGUGGGCUUCGAUGGAAUCGGUGCGACCAUCCGUUUUUACCAAAAGCAACGACGAAGGCCGGGACCGUGUCAUCAAGGGCAAGCGGAUGUACGCGUUUCUGAUGGAGUCGACCUCGCUCGAGUACAUUACCGAGCGGUACUGUGAUCUGACGCAGAUCGGCGGCUUGCUAGACUCGAAGGGGUAUGGUAUCGCGAUGCCAGUCAACUCGCCUUACCGUACCGCGAUAAGUGGAGCGGUACUAAAAAUGCAGGAGGAAGGCAAGUUGCACCAGCUAAAAACGCGUUGGUGGAAGGAAAUGCGUGGUGGCGGCCAGUGUACCGAGGCGCCCAACUCGGCCGGGGAAAACGAGCUCGGCAUAGGCAACGUAGGUGGUGUUUUCGUUGUCCUCGCCCUCGGAUGUUUCUGUGCCUUCAUCAUCGGCAUUCUUGAGUUCUUGUGGAACGUGCGAAAGGUCGCGGUCGAGGAAAAGAUUACGCCCUGGGAUGCGCUCAAGGCCGAAAUGAAGUUUGCUCUCAACAUAUCCGUCACGUCGAAGCCAGUGCACAACACGCUGAGCGAAUCAACGGCUAGCGACAAAAGUUCGCUACGCUCUAAGUCAGAAUCACGUCGCGGCUCUGAACUGACCGGACGGGGUAACAAUGUGCGGACUGCCACUAGCCUCAACAACCUAAACAAAAUUGGGUUCGUGUUCGACAAGCAUUGAUUGCAAUCAAUCAGGUUAAAAACGAAUGGUGUUUUUGUGCUGCUGUACCAAGAAAACUGUCACUUUCUUGUAAAAUCUAUCUUAAAUUUCACCCGAAAAGACAACACUAUCUCAACCCUCAUUCUCUCAAAACACUUAUUUAACCCAUUAUUAUUGAUAGCGUUAGCGAAUGCAUGGAACUUUUGUUCAGGAACGCACAUGAAGUAAUAGUUUUCAAUCAAUUGAUGUGCAUGACGUAGAUAGUGUUUGAUGACGGUGGAAGGAGGGGGU